AUGGUAUCAGAGCAAGGUUAAGAAGCUAGUAAUUCUGCUUCACCGGCGGGCGGCAGCCUCGCCUUGGCCGCCCGCCGGACCUCUACACAUGCCUUCACUCCAUCUCUUCCCUCUCUUCUUGGAGAAUUGCAGCCACUUGAUCCUCCAUUUGGUCAAUGAUCUGAGACCAUUUAGUUGUUGAUUGCUCUGUCUCUCUCCAGCGAAUUGGAGGGAAGAGAAAGGUUGAGAUUAGCUCUCUGGUUCGCAUCUCACCCACCCACGUCUCUCUCUCUCUCUCUGUUAUAUAUCUAAGUAAAAUUCAGUCUCGACCAACCACCACUGUAGUUUGUCGCAUCCGACUUCUCUCUCAUCAAUCUUUUAUGUAUAUUUGUGUUUGUUGUCCUUACAUUUCACUUCUACAAACCUCAUUUGCAUCCAAGUCCUCUCUUUUCUAUUCUGGGUUUCCAUCACAAUGACACACUGAUUCAAUACCUGAUUGCAUGGUAGAGAGAGAGAGGGAGUUCAGUUCGAUCUUGUUCUUUUCCUUGCAAUUUCAACCCGCGUCAAGAAAAAUCGGCUACGAUGGGUGACGUAUCCAAGGACCUAGUUGCUGGGACUGUUGGUGGGGCAGCGCAGUUGAUUGUUGGACACCCUUUUGAUACGAUCAAGGUCAAACUCCAAAGCCAACCCACACCACUCCCAGGUCAACCUCUGAAAUACUCGGGUGCUAUGGAUGCUGUCAGAAAAACGAUAGCAUCAGAAGGCCCAAGUGGUCUGUACAAAGGUAUGGGGGCACCUCUUGCCACUGUGGCAGCCUUUAAUGCUCUCCUAUUUACAGUUAGAGGACAAAUGGAAUCUUUAUUGAGAUCUGAACCUGGUGUGCCUCUUACCGUCAAUCAGCAGAUAAUUGCUGGGGCUGGGGCUGGAGUUGCCGUCUGCUUUUUGGCUUGCCCCACUGAAUUGAUCAAGUGCAGGUUGCAAGCACAGAGUGCUCUAGCAGAUUCUGGUUCAGCUGCCGUGGCAGUGAAGUAUGCAGGACCAAUGGACGUGGCAAGGCAUGUUCUCCGAUCAGAAGGCAGUAUGAGAGGUCUCUUCAAGGGCUUAAUUCCCACUAUGGCACGAGAGGUUCCUGGAAAUGCUGCAAUGUUUGGCGUCUACGAAGCCCUGAAGCAGUACCUUGCAGGAGGGCAAGACACAUCCAAGUUGGGAAGAGGUUCUUUGAUUAUAGCAGGAGGCUUGGCUGGAGCUUCCUUCUGGGUUUCUGUCUACCCAACCGAUGUUGUCAAGAGCGUAAUUCAAGUUGAUGAUUACAAAAAUCCCAAGUUUUCUGGCUCGAUUGAUGCUUUUAGAAAGAUUGUGGCCUCGGAGGGAGUGAAAGGCUUGUACAAGGUUUUUGGACCUGCCAUGGCUCGAAGUGUUCCAGCAAAUGCAGAUUCAUCUCAUAUUUCCACUUUCAAACCCACAAUCCUUUUUUUUUAAUCAACCCACUCCCUCUCUCUACUCAAGGACAUCCACCACUUUGUCCACUUUCCAACCCUUUACUUCACCUUUUGCACCCCACUCACAGAUUCACACACCAUCACUGGUUUUUCAAACUAUUAUUUUAUUUUUUAUCUUUUCUUUUUGAACAUUACACCAUCGCCCCUAACAUCCUCCACUCAAAAAUAUUCUCUCUUUUCUUUAUCUAUUUUUUAUUCUUAUUAUUAUUAUUAAACACAACAAAACAAAAACAACACCAAACACAUUCCACAUCUCACAAUCUUUGUUUUAUUUCUGUUGGGAUUAACCCCGAUCACUAUUUUACACCACAACCCAAAACAACCAAAAAAAA
This is a messenger RNA of Camellia sinensis, 1810 nucleotides long. Lineage: Eukaryota; Viridiplantae; Streptophyta; Magnoliopsida; Ericales; Theaceae. The record is from RefSeq and is a predicted model, not a curated record.